Molecule: messenger RNA, 633 nt
Organism: Desarmillaria tabescens
Lineage: Eukaryota; Fungi; Basidiomycota; Agaricomycetes; Agaricales; Physalacriaceae
Exons: 7
Coding region: 1-633 (210 amino acids)
Source: RefSeq, a predicted model, not a curated record
AUGUGUAUCUCACAUAACCGAAGCAAGGAGGUCCACUUCAUGGUCUGCGAAACUGCGACACGUUCUGGAAUAGUGGUCAUCAAGGCACGCACGUCCACGCUACGCGCCGACGCAUACAAGAUCCUAUGCCCUUACACCGACGAGCCCCACUGCUGUGGCAGCAUGUACGUGAUCGGGCGUGACAACACCAUAGACAUCACUCCUCCAAAGAAAGGAGGGAUCCUUUUUGAGACGCCUAUCACCCAGGGUCCUGGUGUUUCCCCCCAAAUAUCGUCAUUGCGGCUUGGUUUCCUUGGAAUUGACAAGGCGCGCCUCGGAUGUGCUUCAGUGUUGAACAAUUCUUGUGCCGAGCCUUUUCCCAGAAUGGAAUCCGCGUUAACGUGGCUCCAUCCGAACUAUGAACCCUCACCGCUAGGCAUCGGGCUGCCUUUCCAUAUCGUGCUUCUAGACAACCCAGAUGAACAGCAUAUAUUCAGUAUGACAGGCAGCUUCAUUACUGAUCUCAUUCGGAAAUUAAAACCCAAUCUCAAACGUGUGUGGUACAAGGCAUUCCCCGCUUUUAGGUUUCUGGAAUGGUUCCGGUGGUUGUCAGCACUCCUCGGAACCUUUCAUUUGCGACUACUUCCUGAUUAG